UGAAAGCCACCGGCUUCCUUGCGCUCUGCCUUCGGGGGAGCACAGUCAGCCCACGAGCCGGCGCUCUGCCCCCGGGAGCGCUGCCCUCGGCAAUAGACAGCCCCAUGCCGCCCCCGUCCCGUUUUGCUUUAAAUCCUUAUCAUUAAGCCGUUGCAACUUCCUCCCUCUACAGCGGGACCGAGCUCUGCGAGGAGCUCCUAGCUCCCCCCGCCCCCGGCUCUCGAUCAAGCAGCGCCGCAGGGACCCUUCUCCUCGUGCAAGGCCCUCCGCGGGUGGCUCCUUUUUAUUUCGCUUCCCGUUUAAAAAGACACCAACCUGUCUGCUGAGCGUGUUUCCCUUCUAGUAAGGAAGCGCCACCUCUGCGAGGGCUUGAUUCGUCUAGCACUUCUUAAGAUAAUUUAUGGAGCAACCUGAUGAGCUUACUGGCUAAGUUGCACGGUCCUUUUAGAGUCGGAUCCUACCUGGCUGGGGGGUUGUCUCCCUCUCGCUCCUACGCGCUGGGGGGGGGGGGGACGACGACGACACCGAGAUUGCAGAGUAACUACUAGAGAGUGACUUGUAAGAAAACCAGGGAAGAGAGACUGAAAGCCAAUGGAUUCAUGGAGGCGUCCCUCCUUCCCGUGGCCUCUUUGCAGUCCCUGCAGCAGGGUGAGACUUCUGCUCCUGCUAUUGACCGUGCGGUUGGGGAACUGUGCUGAUAAAGCAGAUGAUGAGGAUGAUGAAGAUCUAACAGUGAAUAAAACAUGGGUACUUGCACCAAAGAUACAUGGUGGACAUGUCACUCACAUACUGGACUCCUUACUUCAAGGCUAUGACAGUAAACUUCGGCCAGAUAUUGGAGUGAGAACUACAGUAAUUGAAACAGAUGUCUAUGUUAACAGCAUUGGCCCAGUUGAUCCAAUCAAUAUGGAAUACACCAUAGAUAUAAUUUUUGCCCAGACCUGGUAUGAUAGUCGCCUAAAGUUUAACAGCUCAAUGAAAGUGCUUAUGCUUAAUAGCAAUAUGGUUGGAAAAAUUUGGAUUCCAGACACUUUCUUUCGGAACUCAAGAAAAUCUGAUGCUCAUUGGAUCACAACUCCAAAUCGUUUGCUUCGAAUCUGGAGUGAUGGACGAGUAUUGUAUACUCUGAGGUUGACAAUUAAUGCUGAAUGUUAUCUUCAGCUUCAUAACUUUCCUAUGGAUGAGCAUUCCUGUCCUCUGGAGUUUUCAAGCUAUGGAUACCCCAGAAAUGAAAUUGAAUACAAAUGGAAGACAACCGCUGUUGCAGUCGCAGAUCCCAAAUACUGGAGAUUGUACCAGUUUGCAUUUGUAGGGUUACGAAAUACAACUGAAAUUUCUCAUACUCUGUCUGGGGACUAUAUUAUCAUGACAAUCUUCUUUGAUCUGAGCAGACGCAUGGGAUACUUUACUAUUCAGACAUACAUUCCUUGUAUACUAACAGUUGUUCUUUCAUGGGUCUCAUUUUGGAUUAAUAAAGACGCUGUGCCUGCAAGGACAUCAUUAGGUAUUACUACAGUAUUGACUAUGACAACACUAAGUACAAUUGCUAGGAAAUCUCUCCCCAAGGUUUCAUAUGUGACAGCAAUGGACCUUUUUGUUUCAGUUUGCUUCAUUUUUGUGUUUGCUGCCUUGAUGGAGUAUGGCACCUUGCAUUACUUCACCAGCAACAAAAAAGGGAACAAAGAGAAAGAGAAGUCAUCAAAACACAAGCCAGCUAAAUCGCCUGCAAUUGCUGUCCGUCCUGGAUCAACAUUAAUAGCAAUUAACAACAUUAAUCAUCUCCAACAGCAUGACGAGGAUUAUGGAUAUGAGUGCCUCGAAGGCAAAGACUGCACCAGCUUUUUUUGUUGUUUUGAAGAUUGCCGCACAGGUUCUUGGAGAGAAGGAAGACUACACAUCCGUGUUGCCAAAAUCGACUCCUAUUCUCGAAUCUUCUUUCCAACAGCCUUUGCCUUGUUCAAUCUCGUUUAUUGGAUUGGCUACCUUUACCUAUAAAUUCCAGAGGUUUGACAAAUUCAGAAAAAGGAUAAUUUAACAUUGAUACUGUUUAAUGUACCUCAGUGAACAAUAUAGAAUUAGAGCUGCUCAAAAUUUCUGAAAUUUGCAUGAAAAUUGAAAUUCUUGAAAAAAUGAAAGGAAAUAGAAUGACAUUUUCAUAGUUUUCCAUCUCUAAUUGAUCAAUUAUAUAGCUAAUUUUUAACUUUUGAAAUUAGGGGUGAAACUUUCAAAAUACUUUUUCUGAAGUUCUUUCUUUUUUUCCAGCUCUAACACAAAUGCAGAGAAACCAGUGGUUAAAUGGCUGAAUCCGACACCUCGUCAUAACUUUUAAGUUUUGUUUUUAAAUGGAACAACAGCUAAACAUUGUAGCAUCUCUUACACCAAAGUUAACAAAGCCUUAAUAAAAGAGGUUUAGCGCCACUGUUAUUGAAUCAUUCUCAUAUCUACCUUUUCUACCACAGAGUGACUUUUAAAAAUAAAAAACACCUAAACUUUUAUAAAUUCCUAUUUUAAAGAGGUUGGCAUGGAAUAUUCCUCUGGUCCAUUUAACCAUUUGUCCUCUGCAUAAUACUGGUAACAAGUAUGUGUAAACCUGAAUGCACUUAAUUAGCACUUAAUGAAAGCAGCAUGAAACUGACAGGUUAUAUGAAGGCAAUAGUAAUUCUGAACUGGUGUGAUCCUGACAAUCACAUAAGUUUUUUUGUGCUUAAAACUUGGGUUAAGUUUAUGCUUGUACUUUUCCCAUCAUUACUUAGCUAUUGGUAGUUUCCUAGGGUUCCGAAAAAAGGGCAAAAUCCUGCAGAGAUCCUUAACUAGUGUAAAUUGGUGCAGCUCUACUGAUUUCACCAGAACUAUUCCACUUUAAACCAGAUCAGGAUCUGGCCCUGAACAUGGUGCUUCUCCUUCCUUUCUCCUGCUCCCUUCCCCCAACAAGUCUCAUUCAUUUAAAUGGACUACCCAUUGUUGUAAAAACCAUUGUGCACAGUAGAGUUUGUAGGACGUGGGGCCAGCUAUUGUUCUCCCAAAUACUGCCACUGUCACAUGAUAUUCAGAGGCAUUACUUUCCAACUCCAGCCCUCAGAGCAAACGGCAUGGCCUCCUUCACUUCAUCAGAAACCCAUAUUGUUUACAGGUUAAUCCAAAAUGGUAGUGCUUCUAUUGAUUCUGUUUGUCUCCGUGUGUCUCCUUCUGAGCCAACACUAAAAAGCAGCAGUU
Messenger RNA from Dermochelys coriacea (leatherback sea turtle), 3213 nucleotides. It is a transcript of the gene GABRG1, whose product is annotated as gamma-aminobutyric acid type A receptor subunit gamma1. Gene Ontology annotation, biological process: nervous system process; regulation of postsynaptic membrane potential; synaptic transmission, GABAergic. The record is from RefSeq and is a predicted model, not a curated record. Gene Ontology annotation, cellular component: neuron projection; GABA-A receptor complex; postsynapse. Gene Ontology annotation, molecular function: transmitter-gated monoatomic ion channel activity involved in regulation of postsynaptic membrane potential; benzodiazepine receptor activity; GABA-A receptor activity. The coding region runs from base 592 to 1995 and encodes 467 amino acids. NCBI's taxonomy places the organism in Eukaryota, Metazoa, Chordata, Testudines, Dermochelyidae. The transcript is spliced from 9 exons.